AUGUUUACUGAUUUAACAAAUCAAGUAUGUACCUGGAUGGACAAUCUUAAAAAAUUGAACAAUACUGAAACGCCUGAAGAAAAUCAGGACAAAACAUAUUGUAAUGAUAUUUCAACAAAUUUAAUAAACCAAUUAGAAGAAAUGGGCGAUUGGCUAGGUAGUAAUAUACCAAAAUUCUUUGACAUAACAAGUGAAGAAAAAAAUAUAAAUACUACGGAAGUUCAAACAAAUACAAUAGAGAAAACCAAUAUGGCCAUUCAAUCUAAUAAGAUUGAAGAGAAAACACUGAUAGAUAAAGUUGAGAUGACUAUGGACCAAUUAAAAAAAUCUUUUAAGAGGACGCCGAUUCUACCCAAAUUUAAUGAAGAACAAAGGGCAUUCAUUAAGAAUAAAAAGGAGGUAAGCUCCACCCCUCUGCCGCCCUGGGCAGGUUGCCUCAAUGAAACAGGAAUAAAAGAGGAAUGUUUAGCAAUCUCCUUAGACGAACGGAAUUUCCUGCGGAGCCCUCCAGAGGGCAUAGAGUAUGUGUUCAACUACGAUAUAUCCUAUCCAGUUGCAUUUGCAGUUUUGAAGCAAGAUAAUAAUUUGGAAAAAAUGAGAUACAAAUUGGUGCCCUCAAAUAUUUCAGAGAUUAAUUUUUGGAGGAACUAUUUCUACAGAGUCAGCUUGAUAUUAAAGGCUAAUGAGAUUAGUUUAAACGAAGUUGCUGAGCCCAAUAACGAUAUUAUGAGAGAGGAAGUUUGCCUGGAGUACAAAUCAAAUGAAGAAGACUGGGAAAGAGAAUUAAAUGCUGAGUUGUUAGAUUACGAAAUCAUAGAAAAUAUUGAAUAA
This is a messenger RNA of Brassicogethes aeneus, 831 nucleotides long. The record is from the annotation of a GenBank genome assembly. NCBI's taxonomy places the organism in Eukaryota, Metazoa, Arthropoda, Insecta, Coleoptera, Nitidulidae.